This is a messenger RNA of Dermatophagoides pteronyssinus (European house dust mite), 3401 nucleotides long. It is a transcript of the gene Ipo9, whose product is annotated as Importin 9. Gene Ontology annotation, cellular component: nuclear envelope; cytosol. Gene Ontology annotation, biological process: protein import into nucleus. The record is from RefSeq and is a predicted model, not a curated record. Gene Ontology annotation, molecular function: small GTPase binding. Lineage: Eukaryota; Metazoa; Arthropoda; Arachnida; Sarcoptiformes; Pyroglyphidae.
AAAAACUUUUAAAUUUCAAGUGAACAAAAAAUGGCCAAUAACAAUAAUCUAAAAGAAAUUAUCUGCCAUAAUCUAAAUCAGGCACUUUCAAUGGAUAAAAAUUUACGUGAAAAUGCUGAACAACAAUUAAAUAUGUUGGAAACAAAUGAAGAUUAUGGUCUACAUUUAAUGGAAAUAACAUUGAGUGAAAAUUUAGAUUUUUCAAUUAGACAUUUAGCAUCAAUAAUAUUGAAUCGUUAUAUUACAAAACAUUGGUGUAAUCAAACAGAAAAAUUUGAACCACCUGAAAUAUCUGAACAGGUUAAACAAUUAAUUCGUGAUUAUUUAUUAAAAUCAUUGGUGAUUACUAGCGGCGGUGGUGGUGGUAGUGGUGGUAAUAAUGAUGAAAAUAUUCAUAAAUUAUUAAGUUCAUUUGCACAUUCAAUCAGUAAUAUUGCACAAUAUGAUUGGCCACAACAAUGGCCACAAUUAUUUCCAACAUUAAAUCAAUAUCUAAGUUAUGGUCAACAACCGAAUGCUAUUUAUUCGUCAUUAAAAGUUUUUCAAGAAUUAGCACAUGAAAUAACCGAUACACAGAUACCAGAUAUAGCACCAAUAUUAUUACCACAAUUAUUGAAUAUAUUUAUAUCGAAAAAAUUCCCGAUCCAUACCAGUACAAAAGCAGUGAAAAUUUUUGGUAUAAUUUCCGAAACAAUUAUGGCAAUGAAUGAUUUGGAUAAAAAUGCAAUCAAACAAUAUUUAGCUGAUUAUAUUCCACGGUUUACUGAAUAUGCAAUUGAAGUUCUUAUGACAUCCGAUACCAAUGAUACAGUUGAUAUUGGAAUGAAAAAAGAAAUUAUUUCUAUUCUUACACAAUUGUUACGUUAUUGUCGUAAAUAUAUGAAAGUAUAUUUACCAAAAAUUCUGGGACUGAUUUGGCAACAUUUAACAACAUCAGCACAGAUUUAUGUAAAAUUUAAAGUAAAUUCUUCAAUGGAAAAUAAUGAUGAUUUUAAUGAUACAUUUUCUGAAACAAUAAUUGAUUCAGAUGGUGAAACAAUUAGUUUUGAAAGUUUAAUAUAUUCAAUUAUUGAUUUUGUUAAUUCAACAUUUGAAUUUGCAAAAUAUCGUUUAUUGAUCAAACCUGUACUAUCAGAUUUGUUAUAUUAUUUACUUUGUUUUGUACAAAUGACUGAUGAACAAAUGGAAAAAUGGCAAUCAAAUUUAGAUCAAUUAAUUGAAGAAGAUGAUAUUGAUACGGCUGCAUUUUCAAUACGUAUUGCUGCACAGGAUUUAAUUAUGAAUUUAGCACGUGAUAUGACUACAUUGGAUGAUAAACAUACCCGAAAAGAUGAUGAAUUAUUUAAAAUUGCCUUUUUACAGGCCGUUCAACGGCAUUUUUCUGAAGCAUCUGAAUUGGAAAAAACACAAAAAUCAAGACAAACAUGGAAAAUUAUUGAAUCAUGUCUUUAUGUAAUGGGAAUUCUUUCACCUACUAUUAUUUAUACGAUAAAAAGUGGUAAAAAUACUGCAAAUGAAUACCGAAGUAUUUUGGAUAAUGUUUUAUUAAAUUUAAAUAUGACUGAAUCAUUUAUGGCCGGACGAUCAUUAUGGACAGCAAGUCGUUUUUCCGAAAUAAUGAAUGAUCAAUCAUUGGAUAAUUUUCUACGAAUAACAUCAACAUUAUUGAAUAAUAUUGUUGAUGCACCAAUAUUAAGUGUUUAUGCAUUACGUGCAACAUAUUAUUUUUUUGAAAAUGUUCAAAUUAAUCAACGUGUACAGGUGAUACGGCCACAUUUACAACAAUUUUUACAAGGAUUAAUUACAAUCGGAAUGAAUUGUAAUAGUGAUACACUUUAUCUUGUUCUGCAGAUUAUUGAUUUACUUUCAGAAUUGGAUAAAGAAUUUACUUGUUCAGCAUCAUCAUCAAUUUGUUCAAUUUCAUUAUCAUCAUUUCUUCGUUUUCCUGAUGAUACAAUCAUAUUUGAUGUUGUACUAUCAAUAUUUGAUCAUUUAUUUUCAAUUGAACAAUGUUUUCCUGAAAUUCAAAAACGUUUAUUACCAAUUAUUGUUGCCAUAUUGAAUUCAAAUCCAAAUGAUUCAAAUAUUUUGGAAUUAUUAUCAUCAUCAAGUAAUAAGAUUUCUGCACAAAAUAUGUCAAUAUUACAGCCACAAAUAUUGGAUAUGUUAACAAAAAUUCUUAAUCAUUCAAAUGGUUUGAAUGAUUUUAUGAUUGAAAAAGUUUAUCCAUCAAUGAUUGAUUGUUUAAAUAAAGCAUAUAAAGAUAGUUCAGCAAUAUUUCAAAAUGGUACUGAAUGUUUAAGUGCUUUCCUAAGGAAAGGUUCAGAUUUUUUAGUACGUUAUAUUGAUCCAACAACCAAUCAAAAUGGUAUCAUUUUAGCAUUGAAUAUUUGCAUCAAUUUACUGAAUCCACAUACAUCCGAUUCAUCGGCUGCAUUUGUUGGUCGUUUAAUUGUUAUAUUAAUAAUGCAAUCAAAUCAAAUUAUUGGUCAUGAAAAUAUACAACAUUUAUUACGAUCAACAUUAGUACGAUUAAAUACCAGUAAAGAAUUACCAAUAAUGCAAAGUUUAAUAUUAGUUUUUGCACAUUUACUUUAUAUGGAUUUAUCAACAAUAUUAGUAUUUCUGAAUACAUUACCAGCACCGGAUGGUACAAAAUCAGCAUUAGAAUUUGUUAUGGAUAAAUGGCUUGGUAUUCAACGUUAUUUUCAUGGUUAUGAAAAUAAAGCAUCAACCGUUGCAUUAUGUCGUUUGUUUCAACAUGCAUUACAACAACAACAACAACAACAAGCUAAUACAGCUAAUAAUCAAGACAAUAGUAAUAGUAAUGAUUUAAAUUUUAUCAAUUUAAAUCAAAUUCAAGUUUCUUGUGAUGAUGAAUUUGAUUGUAUGGAUAGUUUGGAACAUACAUCAGCUAGAACACGUUCACAAAUGAAUCAACUGGGAAAAAAUUUGAAACAAAAAAAACGUUUUGUUCCUUGUACAUUGAAAAUAUUGAAAUUAUUGAUUAAUGAAAUGAUUCAUAUUCAAGAAUAUAAAACCGAACAUAAUGAUGAUGAUGAUGACGUUGAAGAUUUCGAUGAUGAUGAUGAUGAUUUUGAUUCGGAUGAAGAUGAUGAUGAUGAUGAUAAUCAACUUGGACAACAUUUAGAUUCAUCAAUGAAAUCAUCAAAUAAACAACAAAUGAUUGAUCUAACUGAUUUAUUAGCUAUGGAAAAUGAUCAAGAUGAUGAUGAUGAUGAUGAUAAUGAAAUUUUAAGUGAAGAAAUUGGUGAACUUGAUCUUGAAAAUGUAUUACGUAAUUUUCUUUGCGAAUUUCGACAACUUCCAAUGGCAAGAGAUUUUAUUGUUCAUUUAACAUCGACCGAAUCAAAUCUAUUGGAACGUCUUUAACGAAAAAA